Alosa sapidissima (American shad) is the source of this 1078-nucleotide messenger RNA. RefSeq names its product CMRF35-like molecule 5. Gene Ontology annotation, cellular component: plasma membrane. The transcript has 4 exons. Gene Ontology annotation, molecular function: transmembrane signaling receptor activity. NCBI's taxonomy places the organism in Eukaryota, Metazoa, Chordata, Actinopteri, Clupeiformes, Clupeidae. The coding region runs from base 44 to 862 and encodes 272 amino acids. The record is from RefSeq and is a predicted model, not a curated record.
UUUAGCUCUCUCUUUGUAAACAGUCAGCGACUAUCAACUCUUCAUGGCACAUCCCAUACCAUUUAUUCUGAUUCUAAUUCUAAAGGGUGUUUUCACAGCGCCACUUUCUGCUCCGCAAGAAAUAUGUGUGGUUGAGGGUGGUAGUGCUGUUAUCUCAUGCCAUUACCAUACAUUCUACCUUGCCUAUGUGAAGUACUGGUGCAAGGGCUACUACUGGAAUCACUGCACUGUCUUGGUCAAAACAAAUGAGGCUAAGAACAAGAAGGAGAAAAUACAGAUAUCAGAUGACCAACACAGCAGGACAUUCAACAUCACUAUGAAGAAUGUCAAAAUGGAAGACGGUGGAUGGUACUGGUGUGCAAUUGAAAGGGUCAGCAAGCAUGUCAAAGUUGGUGUGCUGGUAACAAUAAUUGCAGGUACACCAUAUCAGUCUCCAAAGACUUCAAAAACAACCCCAAUACCUCCACAAGUCAAGGUAACCACAAGUUCUGUGCUGUCAACGACAUUAUGUUUACCAUCUACGACGAAUGAACAAACACAAACACUAAGCAGUCCGAUAAAUUUGUCAAGAACAACAGAAAGUACAACCUACAAACCUCCAGAUUUGGUUUGGGGUGUGUGGAGCAUCGGACGCUGGAUUCUCUUCUUUGGCCUCACUCUCUACCUGUUUGGUUUUAUGGCAUACCAUCACUUCAGAAAGAAAAGAAGGAAAAUGCCAAGUUCACAUAUGACGCCUGAUAUGUCGAGUGAUGGCUUUUCUUCUGGGUUGGUCACAUCUCACCAUCAGCCCAGUGUGGCACACAGCUUAGCAGAGAACUCACUGUACUGCCGCUACAGAGACAGGAGGAGGUCUUUAGAGUAAAACCUCUGAGGGUCACACCUUCAUGUAUGGAACCUUUUGUGGUACUGAACCCCACCACCCAUCCUUAUUACAGACGAUGAUAUAUUACAUUCGACUUUCCAUUUCAGAACAACUAUAAGGGCUCUACGACUUUAAUCCAAGCCUUUACUCUGAACUUUUUGUUACCUUUACUCUGAACUUUUUGUUAUCUUUACAUUGAACUUUUUGGUAUCUGUG